Molecule: messenger RNA, 1783 nt
Organism: Pecten maximus
Lineage: Eukaryota; Metazoa; Mollusca; Bivalvia; Pectinida; Pectinidae
Product: glycine receptor subunit alpha-1-like
Exons: 9
Coding region: 355-1653 (432 amino acids)
Biological process (GO): chemical synaptic transmission; signal transduction; chloride transmembrane transport
Cellular component (GO): neuron projection; membrane; synapse
Molecular function (GO): transmembrane signaling receptor activity; chloride channel activity; neurotransmitter receptor activity
Source: RefSeq, a predicted model, not a curated record
UAUAUAAGGUAGUCUUUAAUAACCCAUAUAUUUUCACGAAGGUUUGGAUGAGCUUUGGUACUUUCUGUUUUGCUAUGUCACUCAUGUUUCCUUACUUACUGUAUGGACACGGUUAAUUACAGCCAGGUACACAUCGGGCCCUGAUAUUGUACAACUCUGAUGAACAGCGUGCACAAAGCCCUUAAGUACCUCAUAAACUACCAAUGAUUGAUGCUACCGAUAUCCCUGUGCGGUCAUUAAUGUGCAGGUGUUAUAUUAGUGAUAUACGUAUGUAUUCCCUGUUUACAACUAUGAGACAUGGUCUACCUAGGACCUAUAUACUUGACAUAAUUUUGUUGACAACAGCCGGUUAUCAUGGCUACCAAAUCAUUGAAAACGUGUUGGAUGCUACUUGCGAUAGCCACAUAUGGCAGCAUCAAAGCUGAAUUAGCACCAGCACAGCGACAUGAAAUAGAUAAAAUGUUGCAGAAAGACCAGUCUAAGCCACCCUUCUAUCAUACAGGUAACAAAACAAAUGUCCGCAUCACUAUACAUAUGACCCAGAUGAGGUUCAUAGAUACGGCGGAAGCCGACUUCACAUUUUACUUGUACCAAAUCUGGAAUGAUCCUAGACUGAGUUAUCGUUUCGAAAACAACUCUGACUUUAAUGAGACGUACCACGUUGUCCGAAGUAGAUAUUUUGGAAACAUAUGGCUAGCUGAGAGUUACGUUGAAAACGAAUUACAUUCCCAUAUCCACGAUUCGUCAAUGGCCAACCGUUUCGUAUGGCUCAUGGCAAACGGAACUUUGAUAUACAGCAUGAGAAUGACAGUUGGACUUGCGUGUGAGUUGAAAGGCUUCCUGUUUCCCAACGGUCUGUUCGAUUGCCUCAUGAAGUUUCGCAUUCAUUCGUAUACAAACGACCAAGUCUCCAUGGAAUGGGACACCAUUCAUCAGCCGAAGAUCAAUGUAACUUUUGCAAACCCCGAGGUGACCAAACAUGCUUUGGAGUUCACGAAGUGCUCGUCAGAUACGAGUGCAGUUGUAGAUAGUUCGUGCAUACAACUAUUGGUACACGUAAGAUUCAGUUUUGCCAGUAGCGCAGCACGUUUGUUUUUACCCAGUAUUUUCAUCGUGCUUGUCGGAUGGCUGAGUUUUUGGAUAGAGCGUUCGGAGGUGUCCUCAAGAGUCAAGCUUGGAACACUGUGUCUGCUGGCUAUGAUCACAGAACAGGUGGGAACGAAGUUGUUCCUGUCAGCCAAGUUCGUGAUAUCAGCAAUGGAGGUGUGGUUUGUGGUAUCACUGCUUUUCGUUGUGGUAGCCAUGUUUGAAUAUACAUUUGUACACGCUGUGGAUAUCUUCCAAGAUAAAGUAAGACGACAGGAAGAAAUGAAGAAGAAGAUUCGCACAGUAGUUGGGGGAAUAGGCGAUCCCCAGGAUAGUAAGCAAAGGAGCAAUGUAGAUCUCAUCGAAAUGAACACCUUGCCGUCGGAUGGUCCGGUCAGUGUAGAAUCAGAAAGCGACGACCUGAUCAACAGCUUUGGUGCGAAAUUCUUCAUGUCGGUUCCCACUGGUGUCGUGGAGAAGUACUUCCGGAUCCUGUAUCUAAUUGCGUAUGUCUUAUUUCAGUUUCUGUUUUGGACAGUCUACCUAAAUUACGAAGAAGUGUACUGAUAAACUCAAUAUCGUUAACAUGGCUGAAGACAAUCCUUUCAUUACAUUUGUGUAUGAUAAUAGACGCAAACAAUUUUAUUACAUGGUGAGCGAAUAUUUAAGCUCCGAAUAAAUGAAUGCGCCUUCGAAA